Cercopithifilaria johnstoni is the source of this 1872-nucleotide messenger RNA. NCBI's taxonomy places the organism in Eukaryota, Metazoa, Nematoda, Chromadorea, Rhabditida, Onchocercidae. The record is from the annotation of a GenBank genome assembly.
AUGGCACGUGCGUCGACCUUUCUUUUAACAAUAGCAAGUGUUAUUUUGACUUCGCUUACCGUUGGAAACGCUUUUUUCCAGAAAAAGCAAUUUUAUCCAUCUGUUGUCUACAUUACAAAAAGUAGUCCUUCCAUGGCAGUGAUGUAUGUACAAGGAUUAGUGGUCGCAUAUAUGAUUUUUCAAAUCAUUAGGAAAAUAUUUUUCGGUGAAUUACGUGCUGCUGAAUAUGAGCAUCUAUCGGAGAGAACAUGGCAUGCGAUCAUGGAGACAUGUUUGGCAUUUACUGUGUUUCGCGAUGAUUUCUCUCCCCGUUUUGUAAUGCAAUUUGUUUUUCUGCUGUUUAUCAAAUUAUUUCAUUGGCUUAGCGAAGAUCGGGUGGAUUUUAUGGAGCGAAGUCCAAUUAUAACUGUAUUGUUCCAUUGCAGGAUGAUGUCAUUGCUUGCCUUUUUGAGUGCUCUGGACAGUUAUUUUAUAUCACAUGCAUAUUUCACAACACUCGUUCGCGGCGCGUCCGUGCAAAUUGUAUUUGGGUUCGAGUAUGCAGUCUUAAUGACAGUUGUGUUGCAUGUAACAAUUAAAUAUAUUUUGCACAUGCAUGACUUACGGAAUGUGCAUCCAUGGGAGAAUAAAGCUGUUUAUUUACUCUAUUCGGAACUCCUUAUCAAUUGCCUCCGUUGCAUUUUAUAUAUUAUUUUUGUGGCCGUAAUGAUACGUUUGCAUACUUUCCCAUUAUUUUCAAUCCGUCCACUUUAUCUUACUAUUCGAGCAUUCCAUAAGGCAAUCAAUGAUGUUAUACUCUCAAGACGUGCGAUACAUGCUAUGAAUAAUCUGUUUCCACUAGCUACUGAACGGGAUCUAUUGCAGGGUGACAAUACAUGUAUAAUCUGCCGUGAAGAGAUGACACCAGUUAGUGGAGCAAAAAAACUACCAUGCAAUCAUAUUUUCCAUGCAAACUGUCUCCGUUCAUGGUUCCAACGACAACAGAGCUGCCCCACUUGUCGUACUGAUAUUUUAGCACAACGAAGGACAACACCAACAUCACCGGUUGCUGGAGGAGCAGCUGCACCUAUGGCUGGACCUGCUCAAGGACGACAAAAUAUUGGGGGAGUCCAGCCUGCAAAUAAUGGAGGUGAAAUUCCAAAUAUGUUUCCGUUCAUGGCUCAAUUCGCUUUUCCGCAACAACAACAGCAACAACCGCAAGCUGGAACUAGCUCAGCUGGUCAACGAAAUGAUAGUGGCAACGCUGUACCUCAGAUGCCAUCCUCUACUGCAAGUUUCAAUAUGCCUCAGUUCCCAGCUACACCGUCGGGAUUUCCAUUCAUGGCAAUACCACCAUUUGCGGUACCUCCAAUAUUUCCACCGGUUCCUAGCUUUGUUGGUCUAACGGAUGAAGAAGUUGCUGCUAUGGAAGGGACCGAACGAGCAGCUGUCGAAGCACGUAUCAAUUGUAUUCGUAAUAUUGGCUUAUUGUUGGAUGCAGCAACCAUGCAGCUACAACAGUACAUGAUCAUCGUGCAAUCACUCAGUAUUCCGACUUAUACAGCCGCAGCAACAAAUCCAGCUUAUGCAGCUGCAGCAACAAAUACGACUGCACCACCCAAUGAUGCAACAUUACAUGGUACUCCGGCAGCUUCUUCCGCUGUCGCGGAAAAUUCAGUUCGUGAGUCAUUGUGUCAUGAACCUGUUCUUAGCGAUACACCAAUGGCUAGUUCGAGUGAAGUUAAAUUGGAUAAAAAUCCGCCAAUAUCAUGUGUCAAUAGUACAGCACCAACUUGUUCUGCUUCAACUACCGAACUGGAUGAAAUUCGACAACGAAGGCUUCAGAAAUUUGGUCCUACAACAUCAUCAUUAUCAGAUAAUGGCAAUGAUUAA